AUGGAAAAUAUAAAUAAUUCAAAUAAUAAAAAGGAAGAAAGAACUCCAAAUAGAAAGAAUAGAAAAAAAAAUGGGAGAAAUAGAGAUAAAAAAAAUAAUACUGUACAUGAUAAAGGAAAUAUAGAAAAAUUGGAAAAAAAUAAUGAAUUAAAUUAUAGAGAUGAAAAAGAUAAAGAUCUAAGUAAUAAAUUAGAUGAAAAUAAUGAUAGAACAAAAAAUAGUGAAGAAAAUUCAAAAGAUUUCAUAAAAGUAGAAUAUACGAGUUCAAAUGACAAGGGAAUAAUAAAUGGUAAAGAUGAAAAUGAUAUAAAAAGUGAAGAUUUAAAAAAUCCUUUAGAAGAUAAUAAUUUAAAUGAAAAUGAUAAUUCAUAUGAGAAAAUAAAAAACAAAGGCAACAGUUCAAGUAAUGCUGAAAUAGUAGUAGAACCACUAGCAUUUGAAGAAAAGUUAAAAAUGUGGAAAGGGACAGUUGAUUCAUUAAAAGAAAAAAAAGAAGAUGAAAAGAAAAUGCAGGAGCAAAGACAAAUACAAAUAGAAAACAUAAAACUUGUUCAUAGUAUAAAAAAAGAGGAAAAGGUAUUACAACAGAUGUAUUUAGAACAGUUAAAAAAAGAUGAAGAAUUGGCAAAGCAGUUAGAACAAGAAUUAAAUGCAGAAAUAAGAAAUGAAUUAAGUAAAAUUGAACAAGACGACUUUAAGCUUGCAACUAUUAUUCAAAAUUCUUUUGAUUCAGAACAGACUCAACAAAUUAAUAAUGAAAAUAACGAACAAUUAAAAAGUAAAAAAUUAUCUAAAAUAAAGUUAUUAAAAGAAAAAUUUAGGAAUUUCUUUAAAAAAAAAUCCUCUAAAUAA
Molecule: messenger RNA, 852 nt
Organism: Plasmodium gallinaceum
Lineage: Eukaryota; Apicomplexa; Aconoidasida; Haemosporida; Plasmodiidae
Exons: 1
Coding region: 1-852 (283 amino acids)
Source: RefSeq, a predicted model, not a curated record